AAACGUUUUUUAUACAAAUACGCACAACAAAUAUCCUUAAAUGUGGCAUAUAUCGAUCCUGCUCUUCAUCUUCACCUAAUUUAAUCGGUCAAUCCAAGAUUCAGUGGGAGACGCAUUCAAAUUGGAAGAACUUACGAUCUUUUUUUCGCCUCUUAGUUUGUCACAUCACUUCCGCCCCCAAUUUUCCGGUAUCUCAAGCAAUGAAUCCCACUAAGAACCGGUAGUCUUGUACUUCAUUCUCCUCUCUACCAACACCUCUUUCUUCUCUCUGUCUCUCUCUAUUACUCUAUCAAAGAAACCCUAACUAUGGAAUUUCCGAGCAUCCACCACCACCGUCUGCACUGCCACUGAACAGCUAUCACAACCACCACCGAUUUUCUCUCUAAGAAAGGCCUUAAUCAAUUGCCAUUUAAUGUAUUAGACUGAAGGUUCUUGUAGCAAAAGUUGAAGGUGCUGUCAACUUCUAGGGUGAACGAAACUUUAACAGAUUUGGGGGUGGCUUGGAAAGAACUCUACCAUGGGAAAGAAUCAUAGGCUUCUUGAAGAUGCUCAUGUUCAUCUUUUAGCUUAUCUACAAUUCAAUUUGGGCAGGUCGACCCCGUGUCUCGAUUAUCUGUCUCUUGUACUUAAGCACAUGAAUGAUCCAUCAAAGACACUGCCAAAGGAUGAAGGUACUGAAAAGGUUGUGGAACAAACAAGACAAGAGUGUGCCGAACAAACAAGACAAAUGUUCAAAAAUAUGGACCGUACCAUCCCAUGGAUGAUGAACAAACCUCCGAUUUUACUUCGUGUUUUAGAAUAUUUACAGGCAGAUCAAGAAGGCAUGAUAUCAUAUUUGCACCAACAAAGUUUUAUGUUAUUUAGAUCUGAUGAAAGGGUAUGUUUGUUUUCAAUCCGAAGAUUCAUGAGUCGUGAGUAUGGAACGGGUAGAUCCAACCUACCUUCAUGCACAAACCACCACGAAAGUAUCCAAUUAUGGAAAUCAGAUGCAUCCAUUCAAGAUAAAAACAGGGGAAAACUUGAAAAGCUUGGAUAUAUAUAAAGAAUGAUGAGGUUUAGUUGAUUGGAGACAGAAAGUUGUGGACACCCCUAUCCAAGAUCAAGGAUAAUGCGGAAGCUAUUGGGCAUUUUUUUACUGUGGUGGUAGUUGAAGGAAUAACCAAAUCAAAACCAAGGAAUAAAAAAUCAGAUAAACAAGCCACUUACAUGGAAAAGCAUGUGAUAUUUGCCUUUUUGCUGGUAAAAGCCCUUGAAGAUGCUUAUCUUGUUGUAAGUGCUCUUCAGGAGGAUGAAGUGAUGAACACAUAAUGCGUACAUCAUUGAGGAUCUACAAAGUUGACAAUCAAUCCGAUUAUAAGUUUCAUAGAUAUUUACAAGGAAUCUGUUGUGAAUCUAUUAUGUAAUAAUCUGCUCGUAGUGAAAUGCCACGGUAUGAUGUUGCUGGCGUGUAAAAGCUCAUGGUUUUAAGGCAUAGUUUGCUGAUCUUGAUCCCAUUUAAUGUCUACAAGCUCUGGUGUUGUCAACUCUUGACCAUUUUGCCUUUGGAGUCCAUAACCUAGGCUUCAACCCAUCAUGGGUUAGUUGGUUGGAAACAAAUUAGUCACGUGGUAUGCAAACAAAAGAAAUUCAAAUGGCAGGAAUACUCAAGAAAAUAUGUCAGGGGUAUUUUGGUCCAAACCGUGUAACCCUUGGUUGCUGUCUAAAAGUACAUGCUGCUGCUGCUGAGUUUGGUGAGGCAGAUCACUAAAGAAAAUAUGUCAGGGGUAUUUUGGUCCAAACCGUGUAACCCUUGGUUGCUGUCUAAAAGUACAUGCUGCUGCUGUUGAGUUUGGUGAGGCAGAUCACUAAAUUUUUUUUUUAUCCGAUGGCUUGGUUGCUCAUCCUUGGAAUAAGGGCUUGUUGCUGCUACCUCUUGGGAAUCCCCUCAAUUGGCCACAACUUUUCAUCUUUAAGUGAUAUUUAUAUUAACACCUUGUGUUUUGGUGAUAUUAUGAACUAGGCUGUUUUUUAUCUUUUGUAUGUCUAUUUAUUGUAACUGGUCCAG
Lactuca virosa is the source of this 2044-nucleotide messenger RNA. The record is from the annotation of a GenBank genome assembly. NCBI's taxonomy places the organism in Eukaryota, Viridiplantae, Streptophyta, Magnoliopsida, Asterales, Asteraceae.